Messenger RNA from Colletotrichum spaethianum, 198 nucleotides. RefSeq lists its product as uncharacterized. The transcript has a single exon. Bases 1 to 198 code for a protein of 65 amino acids. The record is from RefSeq and is a predicted model, not a curated record. Lineage: Eukaryota; Fungi; Ascomycota; Sordariomycetes; Glomerellales; Glomerellaceae.
AUGGCCGUUAAGAGGAGAUUCGCUUCUAUGACCGGAGCGAUCGCCAAAGGUGGCUUUGUCAACCUGCCCUUGGCUUUAGCUGACGGCUUGCACAACGUACCUCAGUUGUACGGUGACAAACCUAGGGCACAUGGCAAACUGGGAGUUCGGAAGAGUGGCGGGAUCAUAGCUACCAAGGUCGGUUUGGCUGUCAGGUGA